Messenger RNA from Mangifera indica (mango), 935 nucleotides. Its product is annotated as transcription factor IBH1-like 1. NCBI's taxonomy places the organism in Eukaryota, Viridiplantae, Streptophyta, Magnoliopsida, Sapindales, Anacardiaceae. The record is from RefSeq and is a predicted model, not a curated record. Gene Ontology annotation, biological process: regulation of DNA-templated transcription. The coding region runs from base 184 to 723 and encodes 179 amino acids. The transcript is spliced from 2 exons.
CACAUUCUUCUCCGUAUCAUUCCUCCAUUUUCAGCUCUCGGUCCUGCUGUCUCAACUCUCAUAAACUUUCUUGGAUCUGCAACUCUCUGCUCAACUUGUUCCUCACACAAUCUCAUGACUCUAAUUUCUUCUCCUCUUAUUUAAAUCCCAACAAGAGCUCAACAUAUACAGAUAUUAUCGAGGAUGCGUUCGCCGAGCUCAUUGAAGCAAGAGUUUCUGAAGAAAUGGAUAUUGGGUCUCCAGGUAUGUAAUUCAUGGAAGAAUAUGAGCUUUUUGGAGAGAAAGAAGGCGAUAAAGUUAUCAGCAGACAUCGCCAUGGCGUCCGCCAGAAAUGGUAAAACUUGUUGGAGCCGUGCUCUCAUUGCUAAUGCCUCAAGAAACGGUAAUGGCAAAGUGUUUGUCGAGAAAAUUAUGGGUUCUGAUUUCGAGACGCUAAAGAAGACUUCAUUGAUGAGAAGGACGAGAUGCAGGAAGAUCUUGAAGAAGAGUUAUAGGACAAUUCGAAAAGCAAUGAAAAUAUUAAACAUUUUCCCCUCUUCGGUUGCGAAGAAGAUGAUUAAAAAGAGAACAGAAGUGUUGAAAAGUUUAGUUCCUGGUGGAGAAUUCUUGGAUGGAGUAUCGUUGAUCGAAGAAACCCUCGAUUAUACAUCAUCUCUUCGAGCUCAAAUAGAUGUAAUGAAGACUUUUGCAAACGUCACUGAGAUAGAAAAUCGGAGAAAAUGAUCAACACUGGUGAAGGAGUAGAUUGUAUCUUCUCUAUGUUAUUAUAAUUCCCUUUUACUUUCCUUUUUUUCUAUGUCCUUUUUUGCAAGAACAUAAAUAAAUAGAUUAUGAAGGAGAAACAAUCGAAGUUGCCUCUAGUUAAGGAGUGUACAGAUGAAUUUAUAUAUGUAAGCCAAUCUGUAUCAGUAUAAAUAUAUAUGCUUUUCAAAUAA